AAGAGCAUCAGCCAUGCAUUGCAGUAGCAGCAGCAGCAGAAAUAACAACGGCAGUAGCGGCGGCAGCAGGAAUUAGGCGCAUCUGCUGCUCCCACUCAUCUGAAUGCCUCUUUUAGGACGUGCAAGAGUCCAGAUCCCUUUGCGCCCACCUCCAGUGUUAAAACCACCGCCGGGAUGGACUGUUGAAUUCAGGAAGCAUCGCAGACCUGGUCAUACAACCCAGCUGGCUUGCUCUCUGCUUUAUUUAUCUAUUACUGGUUAUUUAAAUUGAACUUUUAAUAACCUGCCAGCUGCUCUUCAGACACACAUGGUGCAUUGUUGUCAUUCCCAGAAUCGCAUCUUUGAAAUCCAGGCCCUCAGUAACCUUCAUCGAACAAAGAGGCGACCUAGAGGAUACAUCUGCAGCAGGACGUUUUGAAACCUGCUGCCCUCUAGCUUUCUUGGCCGGUGCUGGUUUUUUUUCUAGCACAUCAUGGAGCCCACAAUGGAGUAUUGCUUGGCACAGGUUCUGCAGAAAGAUGUUGGGAAGAGACUUCAAGUUGGCCAAGAACUGAUAGACUAUUUCUUGAAUAAACAAAAAUCAGCUGACCUUGAACACGAUCAGACCAUGCUGGAUAAAAUGGUUGAUGGUCUUGCUACCUCGUGGGUCAAUUCCAGCAAUUAUAAGGUUGUCCUGCUGGGUUUGGACAUCUUAUCUGCGCUGGUGUCACGACUCCAAGAAAGAUUUAAAGCCCAAAUCGGCACAGUGCUACCAAGUUUAAUUGACAGACUAGGAGAUGCGAAGGAUUCGGUGCGAGAACAAGAUCAAGCACUGUUGCUAAAAAUCAUGGAGCAAGCUGCUAACCCUCAGUAUGUAUGGGACAGAAUUUUGGGAGGAUUCAAACACAAGAAUUUCCGGACGAGAGAAGGAAUUUGCCUCUGCCUUAUUGCAACGCUCAAUGCAUCUGGAGCUCAGAGUUUAACGCUGAGCAAGAUUGUGCCACAUAUAUGUAAUUUACUUGGAGAUCCAAACAGCCAGGUUCGAGAUGCAGCAAUAAAUAGCCUAGUAGAAAUCUACAGACACGUAGGGGAACGUGUAAGGGCUGAUCUCAGUAAAAAAGGAUUGCCACAGUCUCGGUUGAACAUAAUUUUUACAAAAUUUGAUGAGGUCCAGAAAUCAGGAACCAUGAUCCAGGGAUCAGGUGAUAAAAACUUUGAUGAUGACGACUCUGUGGAUGGGAACAGACCUUCCUCUGCCAGCUCCUCCACAUCUUCAAAGGCUCCUUCAACCUCUCGAAAAGGUGGGAUGGGAACUGCUCGUAGAGUUGGGACAGCAGCUCUGGUCUCAAAAACCCCAGUGACUAAAGAAGGAGCUGGUGCCGUUGAUGAAGAGGAUUUCAUUAAAGCUUUUGAUGAUGUCCCAACUGUUCAGAUUUUUUCCAGUCGAGACCUUGAGGAAUCCAUCAACAAAAUCAGAGAAAUUCUGUCAGAUGAUAAACAUGAUUGGGAACAAAGAGUAACUGCACUAAAAAGGAUCCGUUCUCUUUUGUUGGCUGGAGCAGCUGAAUAUGAUACCUUCUUCCAACACCUGCGCCUGCUCGAUGGAGCAUUUAAAUUAUCUGCUAAAGACUUGCGGUCCCAGGUAGUACGAGAGGCUUGUAUCACAUUGGGGCAUUUGUCAUCGGUCUUGGGUAACAAGUUUGACCACGGUGCAGAAGCCAUCAUGCCAACGAUCUUUAAUCUCAUUCCCAACAGUGCCAAAGUCAUGGCCACCUCUGGUGUGGUAGCUGUUAGAUUGAUUAUCCGACAUACGCACAUCCCUCGACUAAUCCCCAUCAUCACCAGUAACUGUACCUCCAAGUCUGUUGCAGUUAGAAGACGCUGUUUUGAAUUUUUAGAUUUACUUUUACAGGAAUGGCAAACACACUCUCUAGAAAGGCAUAUAUCAGUAUUGGCAGAAACAAUAAAGAAGGGAAUCCAUGAUGCUGACUCUGAAGCACGGAUAAAAGCCAGAAAGUGUUACUGGGGCUUCCACAACCAUUUUAAUCGAGAAGCAGAACAUUUAUAUAAUUCACUGGAAUCUUCUUACCAGAAGGCCCUGCAAUCUCACUUGAAGAACUCUGAUAGCAUAGUGUCCUUGCCCCAAUCAGAUCGCUCCUCUUCUAGCUCCCAGGAGAGUCUCAACCGUCCACUUUCUGCCAAAAGGAGUCCAACUGGAAGUACUACAUCACGAGCAUCUACAGUGAGCGCAAAAUCAGUGUCAACCUCAGGGUCUCUGCAACGUUCCCGUAGUGACAUCGACGUGAAUGCAGCAGCCAGUGCCAAAUCUAAAGUAACAUCUUCUGGGUCAGAUGCUCCCUUUAGCUCUGCUGCAGCCCUGCCCCCAGGCUCCUAUGCAUCACUAGGUCGGAUCCGUACAAGAAGGCAAAGCUCUGGAAGUACCACAAACAUUACCUCAACACCUCCUGACACUCGAGGCCGCAGCCGGGCUAAAGUAGUUUCACAGUCGCAGCCUGGCAGUAGAUCCAGUUCCCCCGGCAAACUCUUGGGAAGUGCAUAUGGUGGACUGAACAGUGGAACAGCCAGGGGACCCCCAGUGCCAUCACCUUCUGACAAACGCAGCAAGGUCCCACGAAGUCAGGGCUGUAGUCGAGAGACAAGUCCAAACAGGAUGGGUCUAGCACGGAGCAGCCGUAUCCCCCGACCCAGCGUGAGUCAGGGGUGCAGCCGCGAUACCAGCCGUGAGAGCAGCCGAGAUACAAGCCCUGCUCGGGGCUUCCCUCCACUUGCCUCUCGACGUCAUUCCAGGUCCACUAGUGCUCUCUCCACUGCUGAUUCUGUUGGGCAGUCAGACCGGUUUGGGCUUGGACAGCCAGGCAGGUUGCCUGCCUCAGUGAAUGCAAUGCGAGUCCUCAGCACUAGCACGGAUCUGGAGGCUGCUGUGGCGGAUGCACUGCUCUUAGGAGACUCCAGGAGCAAGAAAAAGCCAGUGAGACGAAGAUAUGAGCCGUAUGGGAUGUAUUCUGAUGAUGAUGCAAACAGUGAUGCCUCGAGUGCUUGUUCAGAACGUUCUUAUGGGUCCAGAAAUGGAGGAAUCCCACACUACCUACGACAGACAGAGGAUGUGGCCGAGGUCUUAAACCACUGUGCUAGUUCCAACUGGUCUGAGCGGAAAGAGGGGCUAAUAGGCCUGCAGAACUUGCUAAAGAGCCAGAGGACAUUGAGCCGAGUGGAAUUGAAAAGGCUAUGUGAAAUAUUCACACGCAUGUUUGCAGACCCUCACAGCAAGGUUUUCAGCAUGUUUCUUGAAACCCUGGUAGACUUCAUAAUUAUUCACAAGGAUGAUUUGCAAGACUGGCUUUUUGUCCUCCUGACACAGUUACUCAAGAAGAUGGGAGCUGACUUGUUGGGAUCAGUACAGGCAAAAGUGCAGAAAGCUCUGGAUGUAACAAGGGAUUCUUUUCCAUUUGACCAGCAGUUUAAUAUCCUAAUGAGGUUUAUUGUAGAUCAAACCCAAACGCCAAAUCUUAAGGUAAAAGUGGCAAUCCUCAAGUACAUUGAAUCCUUGGCCAGACAGAUGGACCCAGCAGAUUUUGUGAACUCCAGCGAGGCAAAACUUGCUGUUUCUAGAAUUAUCACUUGGACAACAGAACCAAAGAGCUCAGAUGUGAGAAAGGCAGCGCAGAUAGUCCUGAUUUCUCUGUUUGAACUGAACACUCCUGAGUUUACCAUGUUACUUGGUGCCUUGCCAAAAACAUUCCAGGACGGUGCUACCAGACUUCUACACAACCAUCUCAAGAAUUCCAGUAACACUAGCGUGGGUUCUCCUAGUAAUACAGUGGGACGAACUCCAUCACGGCACCCUAGCAGCAGAACCAGCCCCUUAACUUCACCUACCAACUGUUCUCAUGGAGGACUAUCUCCAAGUGUGCUGGAUUAUGAUACGGAGAACCUAAAUUCUGAUGAAAUCUACAGCUCUCUUCGUGGAGUCACAGAGGCAAUUGAAAAGUUUAGUUUCCGUAGUCAAGAAGAUCUAAAUGAACCAAUCAAGCGUGAUGGAAAAAAGGAUGGUGAUAUUGUUUCUCGAGAUGGAGGGAUAGCCUCAACAGCCAUUGAUGUACGUGGAAGCAGUGAUGUAGUGGAAGGAGGAAGAAUGGCUUUGGACAACAAAACCUCCCUACUGAACACGCAGCCCCCACGUGCCUUUUCUGGACCUCGAACCCGAGAUUAUAAUCCCUAUCCAUACUCUGACACUAUCAGCGCGUAUGACAAAAGCGCUCUUAAAGAGGCUGUGUUUGAUGAUGAUAUUGACCAGCUUCGGGAUGUGCCCAUUGAUCAUUCUGAUUUGGUGGCUGAUCUUUUGAAAGAGCUAUCCAAUCACAAUGAGCGGGUGGAAGAACGGAAAGGAGCUCUUCUCGAGUUACUGAAGAUCACAAGGGAAGAUAACCUGGGAGUUUGGGAAGAACAUUUCAAGACCAUUUUGCUUUUACUUCUUGAAACACUUGGAGACAAAGACCAUUCGAUAAGAGCCCUGGCAUUGAGAGUGUUGCGAGAAAUCUUGAGGAACCAGCCCGCGAGGUUUAAGAACUAUGCCGAGUUGACCAUCAUGAAGACUUUGGAAGCACAUAAAGAUUCUCACAAAGAGGUUGUUAGAGCUGCUGAAGAAGCUGCUUCCACCCUGGCUAGCUCCAUCCAUCCUGAACAGUGCAUCAAAGUGCUCUGUCCCAUCAUCCAAACAGCUGACUACCCAAUUAAUCUGGCUGCUAUUAAAAUGCAGACUAAAGUCAUUGAAAGGAUCUCAAAAGAGUCUUUACACCAGCUCCUUCAAGACAUCAUCCCCGGGUUGUUGCAGGGCUAUGACAAUACAGAAAGCAGCGUUCGGAAAGCCAGUGUAUUUUGCCUUGUGGCAAUUUAUUCAGUUAUUGGUGAAGAACUGAAGCCUCACCUCGCACAGCUCACUGGGAGCAAGAUGAAGCUCCUCAACUUGUACAUAAAGAGGGCCCAAACCACCAACAGCAACAGCAGCUCAUCUUCAGAUGUUUCCACGCACAGUUAAUGGAGUUCUUUGGACAUACUUGUAGACAUAGAAACAAUCAGCUGUGCCUCUCAGAGACCCUCCCCUCAUCAGCACACUCCAUCUGCUGACGAAGACCAUGCAGAUAUUUACUGCAAUCAGUAUUUUUAGUCCUUUAAGGAUUUUUUAUUGUAGGAUAUUCUUGGUAUUUGAAUGUAAAGGAAGCAAGGCCUGGGUUGCAGUCUUCACACAAAAAUGUCAGUAGAAAGCCAUACAUAAAAUGUUGCAGUUGACCCACUAGCAUUUCUAAAAUUUGGAAGGUUUCUGUAGUAACAUAGUUCUUCAAAGCUUGAAUCAUUGAUAACAGAGUUUGGCUUUAUGUCUGGCUGUUUACUUGUCUUGAUUAUUUUGCAUUUAUUUUAAACCUACACUAUUGACUAGUUCCUCCAGCUCUUCAAUUUUCUAUGAUUUGUUACGAUUUUAAAGCAGGGAUUAUAAUUUGGAAUGUUCUUGCUGUUUUCCAGAGAAAUCUGUACAGAUUACAAGAUCAACCAGGCAUUAUUUUUAUAAUACCAUCACUUGAUGAACCAGGUCAUGGGAAUUCCCCGGGAAUUUCAGAAGAUUUGAAAUAGUCCCGCCGUAUGAGGCAGACACAGAUCUAGAGUACUUACAGCUAUUUAAAGACCUUUCUUUCACUAUCUACUUGCCCUCAGCAUGCAUUUCAGCAUUUUCAUUUCAAUUUUUUUGUUGUAUAACAGUGUGAUUUACUUUAGUAUAAGUUGUUAAGUUUUCCCUUUGAAGGAAAACUAAUAUUAUUUUGGCUGCAGUCCGCUGCCAUGCUUUUUUAAAAAAUAAUUUUUUGUUGUAUAUGUUUCUUUUCUUAAUGUUGUUUUAGUGUUUUUAUUGCCAUGUCCUACAGCUGGUAAAGAACUGUCCUUUCACAUAACAAAUCUCUUUUUUUGUAGAUAACCAUAAUAUAUUCUACCUGUAAAGGAUGACACUUCUUUUUCCUGCUCUGAAUAGUUUAAAAACAGAGCUCUGUUCAGUUAUGGUAUUCACUAAGAAUUUAAUUCCUUCUUUUUAUGAAAUCUGUUCAUAUGCACUGAGAGUGAAUGCACUGUAAUGUCUGUAAACUGAGUAUCCACACGAUUACAAUCAGAGGAACGGACAGACCAUCUUUUAGAAAAUAUAUGUGAAAUUUGCUACUACUGCUGCUUCAAACCUCAGUAAGAAAUUUAUAUUUCCCAAAAGCUAAUUGGUUUUCAGAAGCUGCAAUUUGGAUAACCAGGCCUUACUUUCUUAAUAAAAUACUGUUUUUGUUUCUCAGCUAGUGCUCCUUAGAGUGAUACUUGUUCUGUUAAUAGCCACCCAUUGAUCAGUGACUCACCAUCCUUUGAGUACGCCACGACCAUCACCCCCCACCCAUGCAAUCUGGAUUAUUUAUAACCCCAUUUUGUGUCUAAUGUACCUAGAAAAUUGUUUUGUUUGUCUGUUAGUAUUUCAGAGUCUUGUUUCUUUAGGUGGUACUCAAAGGGCUAGCUUAGUCUGCACCUAUUUUUUUUUAAGCCAUUCAAUUGAGUAUGGAGGUUGGGUGUUUCCCAGUCAAAAGGAAUUCUUUUGGCCAAUCCAUACAGGUGAAAAUAUAUCUGCAUGUUGUUGGCACUUAGAUAUCAGAAUGGGGAGGGCUCCACUUUUUCCCAACACUGUCCAAAUGUCUACAGCUGCCUUUUCCUUGCUGCCUCUUAAAGCAGGACUUCCCCCCCCCCAGAGUUUUUGAAAGAGAGAUUUCUUUUCAUUGUGUUUUUCUUCCUCCCCCUCAUCUUUUCCCCCAGGCCUUUUAUAUCUGAGAAUCUGCACAGAACAACCCUGCCUGCCAUUGGGUUGCCUUAGAUGGUGACAUCCAUGCUAUUACUGGGGCACCAGUCUUCCCAGGGUAUGAACAAACCAACCAACGCAACCCCUUCUAGGUCUCUCAUGUAGUGCUGAAUUAACUGAGGCAUGUGGCUUUCUUUUAAAAAGUACACUAUGUGUGCUUGCCUGGAUUACAAAAUAAAACUUUUCUAUCACUUCCUAACUAGCUUCUCAGUAACCUGUAUAAGUAAUGUAACUUGCAACAUUGUCAUAUAAAUCUUCUUUCUACCACCUGCCCAGUCCCUUUAUUUAUCACGCGUAAUAGUGCGUAUUACAGGACGUUUGUAGAAUGCAGCAGGACUUUGCUAACAACAAUAAUGUUUUAAAUGGGAAGGACAAGCUGCAAAACCACUCAAAACAGUCAGCUAUCAGGAAAAAAAAGUUCGUUAGCAUAGUGUUCACGCGCAUGUAUUUAAUUUCUGUUUUUGGGUUGGAUUUUUUUUUGCGCUUUUGUCAUGUUACAUCCAUAUCUGUAUUUAUAUCUUAUUUGUUUCAAUUUUGAGUGUAUCAUGGCAAAUGUACAGAUGUUUUUAUGUUAACAUUUACAUGAUAGAAUUUGCUAAAAAAUAAAACCUUUUGAGUUUGCUCUAGAAUAAAUGAAAGCAAUUUAAAUCUUUGUGGAAGCUUCUUUGCACGGCUGCUUCAUCAUAAAGGGAGAUGUUUAAGGUCACUUGAAUGAAUUGUCUACACGGAGACAGAAUUCCUUAAACUCCAUUUUAUGUCAAGGGAUUUACAGUGUGACUUGUACACAUGUACUAUUGUUAGGGAUUACAGCUGUAAUCUUAGCCCUGAGCAGACGCUCAGGCUAGAAAAAUGACUGAUGAUUGUGGCAUGCAUUAGAGCGCAUGUUCUUCAGCCACGAGGCAGCUGUACUCUCUAGUAUGUGGGAAAUGAGUAUGCUGAGUGGGUAGGAUUUGCAGCCAAGGUCAUGAUGUACUUCAAGUAUCUGCCCAAAUAUCUUGUCUUGUAUCAGUCAAAGGGUAUUACUACUUCAGAGAGAAUCAUAAAUGUCAUGCCUCUGACAUAGAGUCAUGAGUUCAAGAGUACAUCACUGCUCUUAAAGAUCACUGCUUCGAGAUACACAGAAGAGCUUGUCAGUGCACUGAAAUCCAUGGGGUUUAACUAUGUACUUGAAAUAAAGCUCCUUUUAAAAAUUUGAUUCAGUCAUGUUGACAUUGAAUGUUCAGCCAAUAAUUCAAA
This is a messenger RNA of Eublepharis macularius, 8104 nucleotides long. RefSeq names its product cytoplasmic linker associated protein 1 (gene CLASP1). NCBI's taxonomy places the organism in Eukaryota, Metazoa, Chordata, Lepidosauria, Squamata, Eublepharidae. Gene Ontology annotation, cellular component: cytoplasmic microtubule; microtubule organizing center; spindle microtubule. The transcript has 39 exons. The coding region runs from base 473 to 5035 and encodes 1520 amino acids. Gene Ontology annotation, biological process: mitotic spindle assembly. Gene Ontology annotation, molecular function: kinetochore binding; microtubule binding. The record is from RefSeq and is a predicted model, not a curated record.